UCGGUCGAUCAAUAAUAGUGUCUCUCUCUCUCUCUCUCUCCCCUCUGUAAAAACUUUACCACCCGACAGAGACAGAACAAUCCUGUUCCAUCUCGUGCGAUUCCUCGCACGUUCCCUCCUUCCCUCCUUCUUCUUCCUCGGACAGUCGUCGUAGGCGCGCCCCACUGAUCCGCCAACGCAACGAGGCGAAAUCCCCAGAUGGCUCCUCACGGCGACGGAUCGGGCGCUGCGGAGGAAGCCGCGGCCGGCGGAGCCGAGAAGCGUCCUGUUUCGACCAUCGUCAUCUUGAUCGCUAUGCAAACUGAAGCGCUUCCGGUGGUCAACAGGUUUCAGCUCGUCGAGGAUCAGGACUCCUUAUUCCCUAAGGGUGUCCCUUGGGUUCGUUACCAUGGUACUUACAAAGACUUGAACAUAAAUUUGAUCUGGCCAGGAAAAGAUCCUUCAUCUGGGGUCGAUAGUGUUGGCACAAUUUCUGCAUCCUUGGUGACUUAUGCUUCUAUUCAGGCAUUGCAGCCUGACCUAAUCAUAAAUGCCGGUACCGCUGGUGGCUUCAAGGCUAAAGGAGCGAGCAUCAGCGACGUGUUUCUGGCAUCUGAGGUUGCUUUCCAUGAUAGAAGAAUACCAAUCCCAGUUUUUGAUCUGUAUGGAGUUGGGUUGCGACCAGCAUUUUCAACACCAAAUCUUGUAAAAGAGCUCAACUUGAAGGUUGGUAAGAUGUCAACUGGAGACUCUCUGGACAUGUCCCAACAAGAUGAAGCAACAAUCUUUGCAAAUGAUGCGACACUCAAAGAUAUGGAGGGUGCAGCUGUUGCUUAUGUAGCCGAUAUCUUGAAAGUUCCUGCAAUAUUCGUAAAAGCAGUGACCGACAUUGUGGACGGUGACAAACCGACUGCGGAGGAAUUCUUGCAAAAUUUGGCAGCGGUUACUGCUGCCCUCGAUCAGACUGUCUGUCAAGUCGUCGAAUUCAUCAAUGGGAAGUGCCUUUCUGACCUCUGAGGCAUUAAUCGAUGUGGAACUUAUCGAUUUUUAUGUAGAUGACAUAAAUGCGUGCCUGUUAGAAUUCAGCUUCACACAGCUAUUCAAGUUGAGCGACUGAGGAUGGUGUGCACAGGAACAUACUACUAGAUGCUUCAUGUUUCAUAUGUCCAAAGGCCAAUUUGUACGAUCGAAUCAUUUGCUAUAUAUGCUGGGCAGACUUAUUCUCUCUUGAAUUAUCUGUACAAGUUGCAUCUGGACAUUUCUGUGGUUUGGUCGCAGUAAUGUUUCAAAUGACAACAGUCACAUGGGGUUCAAAAAGUAAUUUGCCUUCUUCAGUUUAAGUAAUGGAAUCGCCGCCCGGCUUUGACA
Molecule: messenger RNA, 1347 nt
Organism: Eucalyptus grandis
Lineage: Eukaryota; Viridiplantae; Streptophyta; Magnoliopsida; Myrtales; Myrtaceae
Product: 5'-methylthioadenosine/S-adenosylhomocysteine nucleosidase
Exons: 8
Coding region: 199-996 (265 amino acids)
Biological process (GO): nucleoside metabolic process
Molecular function (GO): methylthioadenosine nucleosidase activity
Source: RefSeq, a predicted model, not a curated record